GACAUUAAUACCAUUCUCGAAUAUGUAAUGAAUGUCUGUCGUGAAAAGCCUGUACUGUUCAGGAUAUAAAUACUAUUCUCGGAUCCACAAAAUCCACUUCUCCUUCUCAUUUCACACAUAAAAAUUGCUUCUUGUUCAGUGCUAAUACUAAAAGCUCUUUGCAUCAUUUGUGUUUUCUCAUUAAAAAAAAAAAUAAAAAAAUUCUGAUUCUUUAACACUUGAAAAUCAUCGCUAAAUGGGUGCGCGUUGCUCAAAAUUUUCCUUCUGCUGGUGGCAUUCUCACCUUAAACCCUCCGUUCUUCAGUCUUCUGAUCUGGAGAAUGGGGAGAAAAAUGCAUUGCCAAGCUUUACGGAGUUCAGCUGGGAAGAAUUGAAAAAUGCAACAAAUGGGUUUUCUUCAGAGAAUAUUGUAUCAGAACACGGAGAGAAGGCCCCAAAUGUAGUUUACAAAGGCUUGCUUGAGAAUGAUCGCUGGAUUGCUGUUAAGCGCUUCAACAAAUCUGCUUGGCCUGAUUCUCGCCAAUUCAUUGAUGAAGCCCGCACUGUGGGAAAUCUGAGGAGUGAGCGCUUGGCGAAUCUGAUAGGAUGUUGCUACGAAGGGGAUGAGAGAUUGUUGGUGGCAGAAUUCAUGCCUAAUGAGACACUUGCAAAGCAUUUAUUUCAUUGGGAGAACCAGCCCAUGAAGUGGGCAAUGAGGUUGAGGGUGGCUUUGUAUUUGGCCCAAGCUCUGGAGUACUGCAGUAGUAAGGGACGGGCAUUGUAUCAUGAUCUUAAUGCUUACAGAGUCUUGUUCGAUAAGGAUGGUAAUCCCAGGCUCUCUUGCUUUGGCUUGAUGAAGAACAGUAGAGAUGGCAAAAGUUAUAGCACAAACCUAGCUUUCACUCCACCUGAGUACUUGAGAACUGGAAGAGUGACACCAGAAAGCGUAGUUUACAGUUUCGGAACCAUGCUUCUUGAUCUUUUAAGUGGAAAGCAUAUACCUCCAAGCCAUGCACUUGAUCUCAUUCGUGGCAAGAAUUUUCUGAUGCUCAUGGAUUCUUGUUUAGAGGGCCAUUUUUCAAAUGAUGAUGGAACCGAUUUGGUGCGCUUGGCUACCCGUUGUUUGCAAUAUGAAGCACGAGAAAGGCCCAAUGCUAAGUCUCUAGUCACUUCUCUCAUAUCUCUUCAGAAAGAAAACGAGGUCCCUUCACAUGUUUUACUCGGCAUUCGACAUGGAAAUGCGAACUCCACUCAGCCACUGUUGUUGACACCUAUGGGUGAAACAUGCUUGAGAAUGGAUCUUACAGCCAUACACGAAAUAUUGGAAAAAACUGGUUACAAAGACGAUGAAGGGAUCGCCAAUGAGCUAUCUUUUCAAAUGUGGACAAAUCAAAUGCAGGAGACCUUGAAUUCUAAGAAGCAUGGAGAUACUGCUUUUCGAGCCAAAGAUUUCACUACUGCAAUUGAUUGCUAUACGCAGUUCAUUGAUGGUGGGACCAUGGUAUCACCUACUGUCUAUGCUCGGCGGUGCUUGUCUUAUUUGAUGAGUGACAUGCCUAAUGAAGCUCUGGGGGAUGCUAUGCAAGCACAGGGUAUAUCUCCUGAGUGGCCUACUGCUUUUUACCUUCAAGCAGCUUCCCUCUUUAGCCUUGGGAUGGAAAAUGAUGCUCAAGAAUCACUUAAAGAAGCCACAAAUAUGGAAGCCAAAAGGAACAAAAAUUGAAAGUGUAUAGUUUCUCCUUUUUAGAAUUUAAUUUUCAUGUAUUUAACCUUUUAAAUUCCCCAUGUCAAACAUCAAAGGAUUAUUUAAAAUUGAUUGCUUAAUUUUGUUGUUUUUUGUAAACUUCAGCUCUCUCAAUUUAAGUUGUUUCUGUGAAAGGAUAGCUAA
Olea europaea var. sylvestris is the source of this 1867-nucleotide messenger RNA. Its product is annotated as probable serine/threonine-protein kinase BSK3. Lineage: Eukaryota; Viridiplantae; Streptophyta; Magnoliopsida; Lamiales; Oleaceae. Gene Ontology annotation, molecular function: ATP binding; protein binding; protein kinase activity. The record is from RefSeq and is a predicted model, not a curated record. Gene Ontology annotation, biological process: brassinosteroid mediated signaling pathway; protein phosphorylation. Bases 236 to 1702 code for a protein of 488 amino acids. The transcript is spliced from 10 exons.